Messenger RNA from Staurois parvus, 353 nucleotides. The record is from the annotation of a GenBank genome assembly. NCBI's taxonomy places the organism in Eukaryota, Metazoa, Chordata, Amphibia, Anura, Ranidae.
AAACUUGUAUACAAGCCAGCGGUGGAACAAGCCUACCUUUUAGUUGCACAAAGCCACAGGUUUUCAUUGUGCACCAUUAUGGACAGUCCCGAGGCACCCUUUAUAAUUAUGGACAGUCCGGAGGCACCCUUUAUAAUUAUGGACAGUCCGGAGGCACCCUUUAUAAUUAUGGACAGUCCGGAGGCAACCAUUAUAAUUAUGGACAGUCCCGAGGCACCCCAUUCUAAAAUGGGAAUGGGGUACCUUUUUAAAAUUAUGGAUAGUCUAGAGGCACCCCAUUUUAGAAUAGGGUAGCUCAGGACCGUCCAUAAUAUUAAAGGGCGUCUCAGGACUGUCCAUAAUUUUAAAGGGUG